Molecule: messenger RNA, 2145 nt
Organism: Australozyma saopauloensis
Lineage: Eukaryota; Fungi; Ascomycota; Pichiomycetes; Serinales; Metschnikowiaceae
Gene: CDC45
Product: DNA replication initiation factor
Exons: 1
Coding region: 1-2145 (714 amino acids)
Biological process (GO): DNA replication initiation; mitotic DNA replication preinitiation complex assembly; double-strand break repair via break-induced replication
Cellular component (GO): DNA replication preinitiation complex
Molecular function (GO): chromatin binding; single-stranded DNA binding; DNA replication origin binding
Source: RefSeq, a predicted model, not a curated record
AUGUACAUAAAUCCGGACCAAUAUGGUGCCGUUUUCAACGAAAUCAAACGAACGUCAUCGUCACAUUCUACCUGUAAACUUGUGCUCUUCGUGUCCUGCUUAAACAUCGACAGUGUAUGUACUGCCAGGGUUUUAACACUUGUAUUCAAGAAAAGUCUCAUCCAAUAUCAAUUGAUCCCCGUUGUCGGGUAUGCAGAUUUACGAGAUCACUACCAGAAGCUUGACCCAGACGUGGCCAACGUGAUUUUGAUUGGCUGUGGUGCAAUGAUCGACCUAGAAACGUUUCUAGAAAUCGACCCAGAACUCUUCUAUGUGGAGCCGCAAGGAACGAGACAGGGUCUACUAGGGGACUUGGAUGCAGAGCGAAUGCUGCUGCUGCGUAGUUAUCGGCGAAAAAUCUAUGUCAUGGACGGCAAUCGGCCCUGGAACUUGGACAACGUAUUUGGGUCCGAAAUGAUAGUGUGCUUCGACGAUGGAUACAUCGACCAGAACCUCCGAUCGGAGAAAACGUCAUAUAAAGUGCUUGUAGACAAUCCCGAGUCGGAGCUGGAGUCGGAUGGAGACACAGACCACGACACAGACCGCGAAACCGAAGAAGACGGGAUUGAAGUCAACUCCGACUCCGAAACAGAAAAAGACGGGCCGGUGGUGGACCUGUCGAGCGGCGAAAAACGUAAAAACGAGGCCCUGGAUGCCCUGGAGGCAAAAGCGGCCAAGCGUCAGCGACGCUCUGAGAUCCGUAAGAGCGAGGAGGUGAUUGAAGCCUACUACAAUCUCGGAUCGGCGCUCUUCACCGCAACCUCCGCUAUUGCGUACGCGCUUCUUGCGUCGAUCGGAGAAACCAGCAUAGAGAACUUGUGGCUUACGAUUAUCGGUAUAGCCUCGAUCGAUCGACAGUAUCCUGAAGUAUACGACAAGCUCGUGCCGUUGCUCAAAGAGGAGGUUGUGCGGUUGAGUCCUUUCAAUCGCGACAACAUUUCUACGGAGAAAAAUGCAGACUCGAACACCCUUUCUGUGGACAAGGAUUACCAUCUAUUUCUUUUGCGUCACUGGACCCUCUACGACUCAUUUUUCUACUCAUCGAUCGUCAAUUCCAAGUUGAACCUCUGGCGCGAGGACGGCAAAAAGAAGCUCCACAAGAUCUUCGCCAAGAUGGGCAUUUCGCUUUCCGUGGCCCAGCAGAAAUGGCUCUACAUGGAUGUUGGAAUCAAACGGAAUCUCCCUGUAAUUUUUGCAAAGCACCUACCCAUUUACGGCCUCGAGGGGAUAAUGCGCGACGGCUUCAUCAGGUCCUUUGGUUAUAUGGGCCAGCUCUCGGCAAUGGAGUGUGUUGAAGCACUCACGGCGCUACUUGAAGUGAAUCAACAGGCGUUCAACGAAGACGGCGACACCACACAGCCCGGAACUGACGAAAUCAACCGGCAGAUUGAGCUCAAGGAGAAGUUGUGGAUUAAAAACUUCUGGUCCUCGUGGGAUGCGCUUAACAUGACCCAGUAUGGAUCGUCGUCGAAGAUCGUCACCUCGAAUCUCAAGCCCAACUCGGUCAGCAUCAAAAAACUCAAGGGUUUUGAUCUUUUGAUGAACGGCCUUGAUCUCGCCAAGUCCAUGCAGCAGGUCAUUUUCCGCACAGGCAUGUCUGUGCUUGAACGUGGGCUUAUCAAGAACCUCCGUCUAUAUCGACUCUGUGUGUUGAACGAUGGAGCUAUUCCCGAUCUCAACAUGUUCAAAAACCCGCUCAUCCUCUGCAAAUUGGGCAACUGGCUCUUGGACACGAUCAGUGAAGCAGAAUUGUUGAGCUACCUCGCAAAGAAGGAAAGCGAGAGCAAAAGCCACGCGCUCAAACCGCUCGUUUUGGCGAGCUUGGAUAUCAGCUCAGAUACAUAUUUGGUGAGUGGAUUGGCGCCACGAUUCCCCAAAGACCUCGACAUUUCAACCAAGUCCAAGCUUCUCAAGAACUCCAACGGGCAAACAACCGACACCACAUUCACUACCCGACUCAACACGUUCAGUGUUGCCUUCCAGAAGGUUGCCGCCAGCUCUGACGCCAAGACGAGAAUUAAUAGUUUUGACUCGUCCAUCAUCGAAAUACGAAAAGACGACUUGGCGCCGUUCCUUGAGAAAUUGACGUUUAGUGGUCUUCUUUAA